AAACAUCUUCACGUGACAGGCGGCUCCACAGAUACAGGAAGAAUAAACGGAGUGAGUUGUGUUUUUUUCUGUAAACUGCCAGUGUUUGGGAUGCGGCACAGUUGUUGAAUUAUAACCACACACGCCGCGGUCCAAGAUGGCAGCAGUCCUCCUGUUCUCCUACCUGGCUGCUCAGGUGUUGCUUGCUGCUGGCAGCGCGGUGUCUGAGCCCAGCAAUGGCACCGUACCACUGGUGUUGUGGCAUGGGAUGGGUGACAGCUGUUGCAACCCUCUCAGCAUGGGGGCGAUAAAGAAGAUGGUCGAGGAGGAGAUUCCAGGGAUCUACGUGCUCUCACUGAUGAUCGGCAAGAACGUCAUCCAGGACACAGAAAAUGGGUUUUUCAUGGAUGUGAAUGAGCAGGUGGCCAUGGUGUGCGGGCAGCUGGCUCAGGACCCCAAAUUGAAGGGAGGCUACAAUGCCAUGGGCUUCUCCCAGGGGGCGCAGUUUCUGAGAGCUGUGGCUCAGCGCUGUCCCUCUCCCCCGAUGAAAACCCUGAUCUCAGUCGGAGGCCAACACCAAGGAGUGUAUGGACUUCCCAGAUGCCCAGGAGAGAGCUCCCAUAUCUGUGACAUGAUCCGUAAGGCCCUGAACAGCGGAGCGUACACUGACAUGGUUCAGAAACACCUGGUGCAGGCCCAGUACUGGCACGACCCCUUCAAUGACGACCUGUACAAGAAACACAGCCUCUUCCUGGCCGACAUCAAUCAGGAGAGGGCUGUAAACGAGACUUACAAGAAGAAUCUUCAGUUGCUGGACAAGUUUGUCAUGGUCAAGUUCUUACAGGACACUGUUGUGGAUCCAGUUGAUUCAGAGUGGUUUGGCUUCCUGAAAACCGGCCAGGCCAAAGAGACUGAAACUCUGCAGGAGAGCGUUCUCUACAAAGAGGAUCGUCUGGGGCUGGCAGCGAUGGACAAGGCCGGAAAGCUGGUUUUCCUGGCCACAGAGGGGGACCACCUCCAGUUCACCAGGGAGUGGUUCACUGCCAAACUACUGCCUUACCUGCGCUAGCAACCCUUCCAAUGUUAGACAGUUCUGACUCGGUUUAAUCAAUUUGCAGCAAACUAAAAAUCAGAAUUUACACCAUCUGUCAGGAGAAAAUUUAUGCAAGUAUAAAUUGAGUUGCAGCUUAACGAACUGACUGUCAACACUUUGCCAUAGUUUCGUGUUAUGGGCCAGGGAUGCAAAAGCAAUUACUUCCAUUUUGCACUGAUCAUGUGUAGCAUUGUCAUUUUGUGUUGAAGCUGUCUUGUGUGGCCAUGUUGAUUUUAGCAUCUGGGUUGUGUUGCUACCACUAAUAUUAUUACCACCAUUCGAUGUCAAAUGUUAGUUAUGAUGUGUGACGUUCUCAUGGGAUCAUGUUGUUUUGGAAAUGUUGGAUUGAGACUGUAUUUUUGAAUAAAAUCUUACAUUCUAACAUUA
Messenger RNA from Myripristis murdjan (pinecone soldierfish), 1459 nucleotides. It is a transcript of the gene ppt1, whose product is annotated as palmitoyl-protein thioesterase 1 (ceroid-lipofuscinosis, neuronal 1, infantile). Gene Ontology annotation, cellular component: lysosome. Lineage: Eukaryota; Metazoa; Chordata; Actinopteri; Holocentriformes; Holocentridae. Gene Ontology annotation, molecular function: palmitoyl-(protein) hydrolase activity. The record is from RefSeq and is a predicted model, not a curated record. The transcript has 10 exons. The coding region runs from base 137 to 1048 and encodes 303 amino acids. Gene Ontology annotation, biological process: receptor-mediated endocytosis; protein depalmitoylation.